Messenger RNA from Rhinichthys klamathensis goyatoka, 624 nucleotides. RefSeq names its product RNA polymerase II, I and III subunit L (gene polr2l). Gene Ontology annotation, molecular function: DNA-directed RNA polymerase activity; zinc ion binding; DNA binding. Bases 203 to 406 code for a protein of 67 amino acids. The transcript has 3 exons. Gene Ontology annotation, biological process: tRNA transcription by RNA polymerase III; transcription by RNA polymerase I; transcription by RNA polymerase II. The record is from RefSeq and is a predicted model, not a curated record. NCBI's taxonomy places the organism in Eukaryota, Metazoa, Chordata, Actinopteri, Cypriniformes, Leuciscidae. Gene Ontology annotation, cellular component: RNA polymerase II, core complex; RNA polymerase III complex; RNA polymerase I complex.
UGCGUCUGGUUUUAGCGGCACAAGAGAAACGUGUGUAGCGUGUUGUUUUGGUAAUAUUUCUUACAUUUUGUUCAAUCUUGAAUAAUAAUAAAAUAAAAUAAUUGUUAAAGUUUAGUCGUGGGUUUGUAACUAAGGAAAUUACCUCGCGCUGAACCUCGAUACUAUAUAUUUUUCUACGAGUCACUAGCCCCUGUCCUUCACCAUGAUCAUCCCUGUUCGCUGCUUCACUUGUGGGAAAAUCGUUGGGAACAAAUGGGAGGCGUAUUUAGGUCUUCUUCAAGCGGAGUAUACAGAGGGUGAUGCUCUCGAUGCUCUGGGUUUGAAGAGAUACUGCUGUCGCCGGAUGCUUCUGGCCCACGUGGAUCUUAUCGAGAAGUUGUUGAAUUAUGCACCGCUGGAGAAAUGAGGAGCUUUCUGUGCAAUUGAAGAUGAAAAUCCCGCUCGGCCUCACGUAUUUUCAAAGACUUGAUCCUAAUGGAAGAUAAUACAGGCGUGGGCUUCAACACAAACACGGCUGGUUCAUUAGAAUACAUCUGAAGAAACGUAUUAUGUGGAAUGUUUAUUAGCAUCUUGUUUAUUAGCAUUUUGUUUGUUAGCAUUUUGUUAAAUAAAGAUUGAAAUAUC